GCCUGGUAUUUCAAAAUCUUAUGACUACUGGACAUCGUAGCAAAAAGGCUAUGUGGGCUGCCCUGACGCUGUGACCCCACACAGCUUGCUCCGGCCCAUCCAUCGUCGGCCAGUGACCUGCCGCCCGCCGCCGCCGCCGCCGUCGGCACCCUCCGGCCAUUGCCAAUCGCCUUCCUAACCACCAAUCGCAUUUCCUCCCGCGCACGCGAGCGGGCGCCAUGGCUGGGCAUCUAAGCAAAAACCCAUUUCUCCUCCUCCUGCAACCCCGCCGCCUGUGCACCGCCGCCGCAUCCUCCUCGGCCGCCGCGGGAGAGCUCGCCCCCGUGUCCGUCGUCAACGAGAUACCCCACGACGAUGACCUCGCGGAGGAGUCGCGCAGCCGCCUCGUGCGCGACACCUGCAAGCUGCUCGAGCUCCGGGGCUCGUGGACCCCGAAGCUGGAGGCGCAGCUCCGGCACCUGCUCCGGGUGCUCUCCCCGCCGCAGGUCCGCGCCGUGCUCCGCGCGCAGGCGCAGACGGACGCCCGCGCCUCGUUUGAGUUCUUCCGCUGGGCCGACCGCCAGUGGCGCUACCGUCACGCCCCGGAGGUAUUCGACGAAAUGCUGAGCCUCCUCAGCCGCACCAGGCUCCACGAUCCCGCCCGGCGCGUCAUGCGCCUCAUGAUCCGCCGCCGCAUGAGGCGCGGGACGCAGCAGUUCGCGCACCUCAUGCUCUCAUACAGCCGCGCGGGGAAGCUCCGCUCCGCCAUGCGCGUGCUCCAACUCAUGCAGAAGGAUGGGUGCGCACCUGACAUAUUGAUAUGCAAUGUGACAGUGAAUGUGCUUAUUUUUGCCGGGCGCAUUGACAAGGCAAUAGAGUUUGCUGAGCGGAUGCGCCGUGUUGGGGUCGAGCCGGAUGUAGUCACAUACAAUUGCCUUAUCAAGGGGUUAUGUAGUGUGCGGAGGGUUGUUGAGGCGCUAGAGAUGAUCGGUGUAAUGCUGCAAAAUGGGUGCCCACCUGAUAAGAUUACCUAUUAUACAGUGAUGGGCUUCUUGUGCAAGGAGAAGAGGGUGGCAGAGGAGACAAUGGAGGGAGAUGGCGACGCUGCGACGGCGCCGUUGCUGGACUUCAUCGAUGACCAGUCAGCCGCCUCGGAGGAGCUGCUGCGGCGGGAGCCGGUGCCAUUCGACGUGCUGUCGCGGCUGGCAUUCUGGGAGGCCGGCAACCUGUGGCGCAUCUCAUGGGCGUCCAUCCUCAUCACGCUCUUCAGCUUCACUCUCAGCCUCGUCACGCAGAUGUUCGUUGGCCACAUUGGUGAGCUCGAGCUCGCCGGGGCCUCCAUCACUAACAUCGGCAUCCAGGGCCUAGCCUACGGCGUCAUGCUUGGCAUGUCGACUGCAGUGCAGACUGUGUGCGGCCAGGCCUACGGUGCGAGGAGGUACAGGGUGAUGGGUGUUGUUUGCCAGAGAGCGCUCGUCCUCCAGUUUGUGACGGCCGUCGCCAUAGCUUUCUUCUACUGGUACUCUGGCCCAUUCCUGCGGCUCAUUGGGCAGGCUGAGGAUGUGGCUGUGGCGGGGCAGCUGUAUGCUCGUGGGCUGGUGCCGCAGCUGCUCGCGUUUGCACUCUUCUGCCCGAUGCAGAGGUUCCUGCAGGCUCAGAACAUCGUCAACCCCGUGGCGUACAUGGUGCUUGCUGUGCUCGUCUUCCAUGUCUUCAUCUCGUGGCUCGCUGUGUUUGUGCUCAGCUUUGGCCUUCUCGGCGCGGCACUGACUCUGAGCUUCUCUUGGUGGGUGCUCGUGGCGUUGACAUGGGCGUACAUCAUCUGGAGCCCAGCUUGUAAGGAGACAUGGACUGGGCUGUCCAUGCUCGCUUUCAGAGGCCUCUGGGGAUACGCCAAGCUCGCCUUCGCGUCAGCUGUUAUGCUAGCGUUGGAGGUCUGGUAUGUGCAAGGAUUUGUGCUUCUGACUGGCUUCCUCCCCAACUCUGAGAUUGCUCUUGAUUCACUCUCUAUCUGCAUCAACUACUGGAACUGGGACUUCCAAAUCAUGCUUGGUUUGAGCUAUGCGGCCAGCAUUCGUGUCGGCAACGAGCUUGGCGCUGGCCAUCCAAAGGUCGCGAGGUUGUCGGUCAUGGUGGUCGUCACGGCGAGCAUCGCCUUCAGCAUUCUCGCCACGAUCGUAGUCAUGGCCCUCAGGUACCCGCUGAGCACCCUCUACACAAGUAGCACGACGGUGAUCGAGGCCGUCAUCGCUCUAAUGCCAUUGCUGGCCAUCAGCAUCUUCUUGAAUGGGAUCCAGCCAAUCCUCUCAGGAGUCGCGGUCGGGAGCGGGUGGCAGGUCAUAGUUGCCUAUGUCAACGUCGGGGCUUACUAUAUCAUUGGGCUGCCGAUUGGAUGCGUCCUAGGGUUCAAAACAAGCCUGGGAGCAGCUGGGAUUUGGUGGGGCUUGAUCAUAGGGGUCGCGGUCCAGACGGUGGCUCUGAUCGUCAUCACGGCCAGGACCAACUGGGACAGCGAGGUUGAGAAGGCGAUCCAGCGACUGCGGCGCACUGCGGCAGACGAGGGCGGCGUGCUGGGGGUCGAUGAUGACGACGUCUGAUGACCGGUUGGGGGCUCUGUUUGGCGGCCAUUGUUUGCUAGGAGCACUCUCCGGGAGUAGUAGCUAGGUGCCUAACUUUACCAAGUGGCUCUAGUGCCUUUCGGUUUGUGCAAUAAGUUGAAACUCAGAUGAUGGACUUGUCGUAGUUAAAUGGUUAAUUAGCCCUGGCUGCUGGACUAGAAAUGGUUUGAUUUCUUGGAACUCUUACACUUUGCUGAUGCCCCCAGAUUAUCGAGUCGAUAUGGACCCUGCUGGUCA
Triticum aestivum (bread wheat) is the source of this 2834-nucleotide messenger RNA. RefSeq names its product protein DETOXIFICATION 41. The transcript has 9 exons. Gene Ontology annotation, molecular function: antiporter activity; protein binding; xenobiotic transmembrane transporter activity. NCBI's taxonomy places the organism in Eukaryota, Viridiplantae, Streptophyta, Magnoliopsida, Poales, Poaceae. Gene Ontology annotation, cellular component: membrane. The coding region runs from base 219 to 2576 and encodes 785 amino acids. Gene Ontology annotation, biological process: xenobiotic detoxification by transmembrane export across the plasma membrane. The record is from RefSeq and is a predicted model, not a curated record.